GACAACUCGAACGAUGCGGCAGCUGAUUGGCAUGAUCUCGAAUUGGCGAGAAAUCAUUUUUUUCUUCGCUUAUCUAGCGACCUUGUCGGCGAAUUGCAUCGCCGAGGAUAUUCUAGGAUGUGGCGGUUUCCUAAAGAGUCACGCCGACAUCGAUUUUACGAAGGUGCACGUGAAACUGUACGCGAAGGCUGGCACUCUGAAGGAUGAGAUCGAGUGCGCACCCAACACUGGCUAUUACUUUCUACCUCUAUAUGAUAAGGGUGAAUACACGUUGAAGGUAGAUCCUCCUAGGGGCUGGAGUUUUGAGCCGACAGAAGUAACAUUGAAUGUAGAUGAUGUUACAAAUGAUUGCAAACAAGAUAUUAAUUUUACAUUUAAAGGAUUUGGUAUUACAGGACGUGUAAUUAGUUUAGGUACUGACUCUGGCCCUAAAGGUGUUACUAUCUCUUUAUACUCAGACAGCGAUAAAAACAUUCCUCUUAAAUCGACAGUAACAGUGGAAGGUGGCAUAUUUUACUUUACUCCCAUUCAACCUGGAAAGUACAUGCUCAUUGCAUCUCAUCCCAUCUGGAUAAUGAACAAAAAUAAAGUUGAAGUGAUCGUACAAGAAGGAAAUACAGAAAUUGCAGACGGUAGUCUAGUGGUAUCUGGAUAUGAUGUGAGCGGCAAAGUUAGUAGUGAAAAUGACCCAGUGGCUGGUGUAUCUUUCAUCCUUUUUGGUAGUGGUUUCGUGGAGAAGUGUGAGACCACCCCGAUAGCUAAGGAUUUUGGAAUGGAAAAACCUCUUUGUUAUGUGACUUCAAACAAUAAUGGUAGAUUUAUAUUUCCCAGUGUAUCACCUGGCGAUUACAAACUUGUACCGCACUAUGCCGGCGCUCAAACGAAAUUUGACGUUCAACCGUCGAAAAUGUCUUUUAAAGUUAGCCACAACAGCGUAAUCCUCGCUCAAGAUUUUAAGGUAACUGGUUUCACGGUCGGCGGUUUUGUUUAUAGCUCGACGAAUGGCGAUCCUUUGCCCGGAGCAAAGAUAUUCUUGUCGCAAAAAGAGAUUGCAGUCACGGAUAAAAAUGGAAAAUAUAUAUUGGAUAAUAUGAAAACUGGCCAAUAUACACUAAAAGCAGAGUCUGCAAAUGUACAAUUUAGCGAGAAGACGGUCAAAAUCUCGCCAACUUCGCCUGAACUUCCGGUAUUGAUACCUUCGGCGUAUAAAGUUUCGGGAAAAGUAACUCUCUCCGCGAAAGGGACUUUGCAUUUUCGCAAACUAUCAGUUCAGAAUACAGCUGCUACAUUCUAUAAAGAGCUCAACAUCGACGAGAAAACAGGAGAAUACUCUGUCUAUCUUGCACCAGAUAAAUAUCAGCUGAGCGUAAUUGUGAGCACUGAAGAAAAAACUAAAGGCUUGCAAUUCUAUCCACUGCAACAAACGAUUGAUGUGACAUCUCAACCAAUUACGGAUGUAAACUUUUUGCAAUUGAAAGCUAUUUUAACAGGAACAGUAAAUUGUCUGCCACAGACAGAUUGCAGUCAAGCUUCUGUCACAUUAAAAAUACUCGACGGAGUUACGAUAAAGACAGUACAAGCCAAAGAUGGUCAAUAUCAAUUCACUGACGUGUUACCUGGCCACUACGAAGUCUUGAUCGACAACGACGUGUUUUGCUGGGAAAAUCCUAGUUAUAGAAUCUCGAUAACAUCAGAACGCGCGGAAGUGCCGCCAUUCAAGCAAACUGGCUUCUCCAUCACCUUCAUAUCUUCUCACGACACCGCCGUAGAAUAUUCCGAACCAAAUAACACAAAACUGAUUACUCUACCCCUGAGCAAAGGCAGUACGAGGCAUUGUGUGCCUAAAUCUGGUACAUACACUUUUAUCCCGAAAGGUUGUCAUGUAUACGACAAGUCUUCUUACAUUUGGGAUACGAGCAAUCUUUCCCCGAUCUUGCUUCAUUCCACUGAGCAUAUUCAUAGAGGCAAUAUUAUAUGCACAAGCGUGCAGAGUAAUCUCAAAGUAAAAAUCGAAGACGCAAGCGAUAGCGUUACGAUUGGUCCAUUAAAACCUGUUAAAAAAGACAAUGUAUACAAAUACGAAUUUGAAUUUAAAGCGAAAACGGAUAACACGUACACUAUCACCCCAUUAUCUGACAUUUUUCUAUUCAAUCCGCCGUCCUUAAAAGUUUUUGGCGUGAAUGAUUGUCAUAAUGACAUCGCAAGUUUCAUUGGUGAUUUAGGAAAGAUUAUAGCCGGAAAAAUAUCUCCACCAUUGGAAGAUGUAACAAUUCAAAUAUUUGGAAAAGAUAAAAAGUCUCCGAUUCACACAUUAGUUACACAAAAGGAUGGUACUUACAGCAUCGGUCCUUUGGAUGGAAAAAUCGAAUAUAGUGUUACAGCUGAGAAGGAGGGUUUUGUGAUCACUGGUCCCGAUGCUAAGGGAGUGUUUCUAGCACAUAAGUUGGCUGAGAUUAUCGUGCAAGUUUCUGACCAUGCUGACAACUCUUCAUUGCAGGGUGUGCUGCUUUCUUUGUCUGGCGGUCAAAGUUAUCGCAAGAACAGUAUAACUAGCGAGGACGGAAAGUUCAUAUUUCAUUCGUUAUCUCCGGGCGAGUAUUAUCUUCGACCUAUGAUGAAGGAAUAUCGCUUCGAUCCGCCGUCGAAGAUGAUCGACGUCGUAGAGGGAGCGACCGUUAAAGUAAAUCUUUUCGGUAAUCGAGUUGCAUAUAGCGCUUACGGCUCCGUAACGUCCUUGAACGGAGAGCCGGAAGUCGGUCUGUUAGUAGAGGUUCAGGGUCAAGGGAAUUGUUCCAAUCUCCAAGAAGAGGCCACAACUGAGAAGAACGGCAACUUCAGGAUCCGCGGUCUUCAGCCCACGUGCGCCUAUGCCUUCCGUUUGAAGCCGAACGUAGAAAUUAACGCUCAUAUACAGCGCACGAGUCCCAGUUCUCAACUGGUGCAGCCGAUGGAGGAGGAUAUUCACGGCCUACGAUUAAUCGCCUUUCAUCCGAUCUCGCGUACGGACGUCUCGGUGCACGUCACGUCCGCCCAGCCGGAACACUAUCGCACAAUUAAAAUAAAGUUAUGUCGGGAGGACUCUCCGGACUCGCCGGUGCACAUUUCGAAAUUGGACGUGCCACAAUCUGCCAGUAAGAACACCGGUAAUUACAAUGCCGGUUUCCUGGUGCACUUCCCGCCAUUGCAAGCUGAUGGCAGAAAAUACUUUGUGCAAUUAGAGUCAUCGUUAUCGCAAGCCGUGCACAAAUAUCGAACCAUUCCGGUUUACUUUGAGGCAAACUCGUCAUUCAAGUAUAUUAAGCUAAUGUUUAAUGCGGAGCGGAAGGUCGAUCAAAGCGACAUGAAUCAGACAUCAGUAGUUGCAUUGCCAUUUAUUAUGUUGGUUGGAUUGGCGUUUGUCAAUCGCGAGAAACUAUGGACUUGGUUGAACACACUACUCGAAAGACGCUCCAAGCCUGCGCCGAGUUCGAGAGCACCCGUUCAAGCUAUUCCCCUUGAUCCUAGAGCGGACGAUAUUAUAGUCGAGCAAAUAAUGAAUAUUAACAAGAGGAAGGCGAAGCCGCGAAAGAUAUAAAUCUUGUUGGCAUCAUCAGCUGUUCAUUACCUGUCGCAUAUUCAAUGUCAUUUCUGGUGAUCUCAAAAAAGAGAAUUAUCGAAGAGGUAAAGAUCCUAUAUCUCUCAUUCGUGUUUUAUACACCUGACUAUCAGAAGUUUGUUUGUCGAUAAUAUUUAUCACGACGAUUGUGUAUGUGUGCGCAUCUUGGAAAAAAGAUUAUUUCGAUAUUUAGUGUGCUUGAAACUAUUAGCAUUUAUAUAUAUAUAUAUAUAUAUAUAUAUAUAU
Molecule: messenger RNA, 3841 nt
Organism: Cataglyphis hispanica
Lineage: Eukaryota; Metazoa; Arthropoda; Insecta; Hymenoptera; Formicidae
Product: nodal modulator 3
Exons: 14
Coding region: 14-3574 (1186 amino acids)
Cellular component (GO): endoplasmic reticulum membrane
Molecular function (GO): carbohydrate binding
Source: RefSeq, a predicted model, not a curated record